AUGUCUACUACACAUGCAUCUCUAGGCGCCGCAGCAGAUGAGCGGAAGGCGCGUCUCGCAAAACUCAAGUCCCUAAAGCGCAAACAGCCCAGCGAUGAAAUCGUGGCCCCGGAAUCGACGCGCUCCCCCUCUCCCCCUGCCGAACCGGACGUGACAAAACUACACCUCUCGGGACGCAAUUAUGAUCCAGAAGCUAAGGGACCGAAGCUGGGGUUUGAGGCGCCGCCGAUGUUAGCCUUCGAUAAGACAUUGGAGCAGCAAGCAAGGGAGGUCGAAGAGGAAAUCAGGAGGAAGGCCGAGGAGGAAGAGCAAGAUGACAAGGGCGUCGAUCUGUUCAAGUUGCAGCCAAAGAAACCUAAUUGGGACUUGAAGAGGGAUCUAGACAAGAAGCUGGAGAUCCUCAACGUCCGGACGGAGAACGCAAUUGCGAAGAUGGUACGGGAGAGGAUCGAAGGAGCGCAACAGGCAGCGACAGCCAAGUCAGGGAAGGGGGCAGUUUCUGCAAGUGAAGGCGGAGAUGAGGUGGGCAUGGAAGGUGUUGCUUUGGUUGAAAGCGUUAAGUUGAGGGAACGAGAGGAGGUAGAAGACGAGCGGCGGGAGAAGGAAGAUGAAGAAAUGCAAUGA
Lachnellula hyalina is the source of this 624-nucleotide messenger RNA. RefSeq names its product Pre-mRNA-splicing factor (gene cwf18). The record is from RefSeq and is a predicted model, not a curated record. Lineage: Eukaryota; Fungi; Ascomycota; Leotiomycetes; Helotiales; Lachnaceae. Bases 1 to 624 code for a protein of 207 amino acids. The transcript has a single exon. Gene Ontology annotation, cellular component: post-mRNA release spliceosomal complex; U2-type spliceosomal complex.